GAAUAGUUACGCAACAGUAGGAAAGCGACAACCGUACUGCGGUAUUCGACGAUAUUUGCAAUUGAAGUAGAUUGCGUGUAACUGGCACGUAAUAGAUUAAUUGGAACGCCUCGAUGCCGACAGGAAGGUUGUUCAAAACGUAUCGGCAGUUGUCUAAAUCUUAGGAUGAAGAACGCGGCCCUGGCGAUUCUCUGUUACUCGUGGCUGAACCUUUUCACGAAAGUGCGCUCCAACGCGAGUUGGUCGUCCGAUGACGCGAAGAAUUCCACCUUGAAAUCAGGGAUACUGCUACCAGAACAUUAUGUGAAAGAGAUCAGGCCACCGUCGAAGCGAGGCAUGCCUGUGAUAGUAGACUUUAAUAUCCUCGUGGCUGAUAUCAAUUCGAUAAACGUGGAGGACAUGGACUUCAGAGUGGACAUGUUCGUGCGCGAGAGCUGGAUAGAGUCUCGUCUAGACAUGCCUGACGAUAUCUUCGAGGAGGGUGACGAUUACGUGACCUUGCCACCUGACUUCUUCGACAGUUUAUGGCAGCCUGAUCUUUACUUUUUAAACGCCAAAAUUUCCGAAAUCGCCGCGUUGAACCACAAAUUCUCGUCGGUGACCCUGUACAGAAACAAAACCGUGAAAUACUCGGCACGAAUGCACGCAAUUAUCGCCUGUCAAAUGGAGUUUCAGCUGUACCCGAUGGACAUACAAAUAUGUCCGAUCUACAUAGAAAGCUUUUCCUAUCACAUACAGAAGUUACGCUUGCGAUGGGGCGGAGAUGGUGUCACGGUGAACCCGGAACUGAAGCUGUUGCAGUACGACAUCGGGAAACCUGUGGUUGCUGAGGAAACGGUCGACUACGUGUUCGAGAAGAGCGGGAACUUCUCGCGCUUGGUGGUCUACAUCCGCUUCGAGAGGCAAAUCGGCCAUCACUUGAUACAAACAUUCGCUCCCUCGACGCUGGUUGUGAUGCUCUCUUGGUUCAGCUUCUGGUUAGGCCUGGACGCCAUCCCUGGUCGGGUGGCCUUGUUGGUGACCAGCAUGCUCACCCUAGUCACGAUGUUCACUGGUCUUAAAAGCGACAUUCCGCCAGUCGCGUACGUGAAAGCGCUGGAUGUGUGGAUGGCGGGUUGCAUGAUGUUCGUGUUCGCUGCGCUCGGCGAAUUCGUAGUGGUCAAGGUGCUCGACUUGCGAUACCAACUGGAGUACGACCUUCAGGCAUCGCUAAUAUCCAGGCUUUAUCCAACACGGAUUAUCGCUAUGGAUAAAGGUCAAAGCAUCUGGGAUUACGACUCGACGUACGUACCGAAAGUGAAAAAGAAAAGAGCCGGUAGCAAGCAUCUCUUGCAGCCCGCUUGGCUGGAUCCUGAGUGCCAGAUGUUACGCGUGUACAAGCCACAUUCUCAAAAGAUUGACACUUACAGUAGAAUGGGAUUUCCCGUACUUUUUAUGCUGUUUAUGAUUUUGUACUGGCCGAUAUUGUUGCUGAAGAAAGCGGCAUAGAAAUGUAUACCCUAUAUUUAGGUGAAAACGUGUAAAUUAUUAAGAGAAGGAGUAGUUAAAUUCGUCUAAAAUACCGAAUAGAACAAACAUUCCUAAAGAAUAUUUAAUAAAUUUAUUACAAAAAUCUUAUACAUAAUCC
This is a messenger RNA of Hylaeus volcanicus, 1627 nucleotides long. RefSeq names its product glycine receptor subunit alpha-3 (gene alka). The transcript has 9 exons. NCBI's taxonomy places the organism in Eukaryota, Metazoa, Arthropoda, Insecta, Hymenoptera, Colletidae. The record is from RefSeq and is a predicted model, not a curated record. Gene Ontology annotation, cellular component: neuron projection; synapse; membrane. Gene Ontology annotation, molecular function: neurotransmitter receptor activity; chloride channel activity; transmembrane signaling receptor activity. Gene Ontology annotation, biological process: regulation of membrane potential; chloride transmembrane transport; nervous system process. The coding region runs from base 166 to 1488 and encodes 440 amino acids.